This is a messenger RNA of Calypte anna (Anna's hummingbird), 5235 nucleotides long. It is a transcript of the gene ARC, whose product is annotated as activity regulated cytoskeleton associated protein. The record is from RefSeq and is a predicted model, not a curated record. The transcript has 3 exons. Gene Ontology annotation, molecular function: mRNA binding. Lineage: Eukaryota; Metazoa; Chordata; Aves; Apodiformes; Trochilidae. Gene Ontology annotation, biological process: modulation of chemical synaptic transmission; positive regulation of AMPA receptor activity. The coding region runs from base 540 to 1754 and encodes 404 amino acids.
GCAGUUCAGACAGGGAUGAGAAGCAGCUCUUUGCAUCUCUAGUGAAAGCAUUUCCUUGACUCGCCAAGUUGCCCAGAGGAGAAAUCGUCGGGAUUUUUUUUUUUUUUCAGCAGCAGUUUCCAGCAUCUUUCUGCAUCUCUUCUGUGUUUUUCUCCAGCGAGGACUCUCUGCCCUUCGAGAUUCUCAGCUCAGGACAAGCAGGUAGCAGGCACCAGUGAGGGGCUGGACAUUUUGCUCAACUCCUCUCCUUCUUCCCAAAGGAUCCUGAUUCUCUCGGAGAAGCUGAGAGCAGCAUUUCCAGCGAGGGAUUGGGAGAAAUUUGCCUACAACUCUCUCUGGGAUCCACGGGGACCGAAGAGCUCACUCUGCGGUGAUAUUUGAUUUUGGUUGUGUUUGUGUUGAAAAAGUCCUUUGAGGGGGGUUUAGAAGUCUCUGUGUGUCUUUUGGGAAGUGUUGUGGUGUUUUGGGAUUUUUUUUUAAGGUUUAGAAGGUUUAGAAAGCCAGAGUUUGCAGUGUUUGAGACUCACACUGUUGGAGCCAUGCAGCUGGAUAAUGUCACCAAUGCAGGCAUCCACUCCUUCCAGGGCCACCGUGGAGUUGCCAACAAGCCCAAUGUGAUCCUGCAGAUAGGGAAAUGCAGGGCAGAAAUGUUGGAGCAUGUCAGGAGGACCCACAGGCACCUCCUAACUGAGGUCUCCAAGCAGGUGGAAAGGGAGCUGAAAGGUUUGCAGAAGUCGGUGGGAAAGUUAGAGAAUAACUUAGAGGACCACGUCCCAACUGAUAACCAAAGGUGGAAGAAAUCCAUCAAGGCCUGCCUGGCCAGAUGCCAGGAAACCAUUGCCCAUCUGGAAAGGUGGGUUAAGAGAGAGAUGAAUGUUUGGAAGGAGGUUUUUUUCCGUCUGGAAAAGUGGGCUGACCGUCUGGAGUCCAUGGGUGGCAAAUAUUGCCCCGGGGACCAUGGGAAGCAGACUGUGUCUGUUGGGGUGGGAGGCCCAGAGAUAAGGCCAAGUGAGGGGGAAAUUUAUGACUAUGCCCUUGAUAUGAGCCAAAUGUAUGCUCUGACCCCUCCUCCUGGAGAGGUCCCCAGCAUCCCCCAGGGCCACGACUCCUACCAGUGGGUCUCUGUGUCAGAGGAUGCUCCAGCCUCCCCAGUGGAGACCCAGGUCUUUGAGGAUCCCCGAGAGUUCUUGAGCCACUUGGAGGAAUACUUGAAGCAGGUGGGUGGGACAGAGGAAUACUGGCUCUCUCAGAUCCAAAACCACAUGAAUGGCCCAGCUAAAAAGUGGUGGGAAUACAAGCAGGACUCUGUCAAGAACUGGGUUGAGUUCAAGAAGGAGUUCCUGCAGUACAGUGAGGGGACUCUCACUAGGGAUGCUAUCAAAAGGGAGCUGGAUUUGCCCCAGAAAGAAGGGGAACCCCUGGACCAGUUCCUUUGGCGCAAGAGAGACUUGUACCAGACCCUUUAUGUUGAUGCAGAUGAGGAGGAAAUUAUCCAGUAUGUGGUAGGCACCCUCCAGCCCAAACUCAAACGUUUCCUGAGUUACCCUUUGCCCAAGACCUUAGAGCAGCUGAUCCAAAGAGGGAAGGAAGUUCAAGGCAACAUGGAGCACUCUGAGGAGCCCAGCCCACAGAGAACCCCUGAAAUUCCAUCAGGAGAUUCUGUGGAGACCGUGCCUCCUUCAACCACUGCCAGUCCUGUGCCAAGCAAUGGGACUCAGCCCGAGCCCCCCAGCCCCCCAGCUACUGUCAUAUGAGUAAGUCCAAGGGAGGCAGGAGUCUGGGUUACAUGAAAAUGGGAUGAAUUUAGGAAGCUUCUCCUUGGAGAGAGGUUCUGGCUGAGAUGAGACAUGAGGUGUGCUCAGUCCAACACCCCAUAGCAGAGGAAUUCACUUUGCUUGUGGGGGGAGGGAAGCAACAGGGGAGAGGCACUUUAGGAUGUGGUUGCCCACCUCACCUGAGCCAUGCAAUACCCUGGUGCUGGAGACCCUUUUUGCACCACUGUGGGGAAAGGACGAUUUGAUGACAUCCCCCACAAGAAACUAAAGACAAUUCCCAACUUCAGAAGCAGCCCUUUAGCACUGGCAGCUUCCAAGGACUUCAAGUGCAGCAAUUGGCUGAGGGUUCCUAUCCAUCUGGAUCUCUCCUCCUUCUCUCCUCCCUCUUCUUAAGAGGUGUCCCUGCCCUGAAGAGACACCUUGCCCUUUUUUUGAUUUACCACCAGGCUUCUGUUCACCUGGCAAUCUCCUCUUACUUGCUCCAAAGGAUUAAACAAACUUUUUUUUAAUAUUUAUUUUUUUUCCCUAAGAAAUCCUGUGACUUCAGGAACCAAAAACUUGAGGAAUCUGGAUUGGUUUUAGUUAUUAUUUAGUUAUUAUUUUUCAUUUCCCUGCACCUAACACCUGCUUUAAUGGUUUUCCUCUCAAGAGGCUCUUACUGGUUUUCUUCUUCUUUUAGUUUCUGUUCACUCCAGUCAAGGGCACUGCAGUGCAGAGGCAGAUUUCAUCCUUUCUCUGCACUUCAUACUGUGCAUUCUGCUCACAAAUUAAAUUGGGAGCUCGUUUAUUGAAGUGGCUUCUUUUCAGAGAAAAGUCUGCUGCUUUUCAAUGAAGAGAGGUUAUCAAGGCAGAGAGAGAAGGCACCAGAGCAAUUUUGAGGGGGUUGGGGGAGGUAAGGAAAACAAAUCCAUAUACUUUGAAUGAAACAAACAAACACACCCUAAAUCCAGAGCAAAAUAUCCCCAGAGCAGCAAAAUCUGGUCCAUGCUGAUGUGUGGAGACAAGAGGAGUUUUUGCCAUGUAAAAGCAAAAAGAAGUGAAGAGAGGAGCUUUGUGUCCCAGGGCAGUUUCAGCCUGUGCAUCCCAACAAAGAGUUUCUACUCACACAGACUGACUCAAAAUGGUCUUGGAAAGCCUGGCAUCCUUGUCCUGGAGCACCUGAGGACAGAACCUUGUUCACAAAGCACUUUCUACAACAUCUUGCCAUGGAUGGAGGCAGACUUGGACUCUGUGACAUUUUCCAAGCUGAGACAGUAACGCUCAGCAGUCCCCUUGCUUUGGCACCUGCUGGUAGGACUUUGAGAUGAAACUGCUGAGAUAUAUUCAGAAAAUUUGCCUCUUCAAAGAGUUUUUGAGGCUGACAAUCUGAAAGAUCAUCUACACUCAGCACCAGAGAAAAUAAACAACGCCUCUGCAAGAGAUGCAGCAAGAGGAGUGCCCCUGGGAUGCUAUAGAAGUGACAAGUGGCACUGGUGGCUUGGAAGCCUUUGGUGGGACUCCUUCCAAGAGUCUGAAGUGACUCACCCAGAUCCUCCUCUGAGAAAGAAUCACUUCACAGUGCUCAGGAUUUGGAAGGAAAGCCAAAGAGAAAAAGAGAAGAAAAAAAAAAAAAAAAAAAAGAGCAAAAGCUUUGAAACCAAAACUACAACAUCAGAUCUGCUGCCAGGAUCACCCAGCCACCAACUGCUGGAAUCCACUGUCUGAAGGAAAGACUGGCACAGAAAUCCCUGCUGCUGUUGCUGAGUUUCCUUCUCUUUUUCCAAGAGCCCUGCUUUCCCAGGGGAGAAGCAAGUGCUGCAAGAAGAUAAAAGGCAAACCAAGCACCAAAGAGCCUCCCGUGCAGUGCAAUGCUUCAUUCAAGGUGCUGAGAUGAAAGGUGAAAGCCAAUUCCAACAGGAUGAAGAAGGUUCUGAGCUGGUGCAGGUACUCCAAGCAUGGAAGAACAAAAAGAAAAAACCAAGAGGCAGAAGAGAAGAACCAAGUCUGGGCUUUGGGGACAUCAAGGAUGCUGGGCUUGGACUGAGUGGUGAGAAGAUUGCAGCCUCUGCAGUUUGGAGCCACUGGGACUCACGGAGGGAAAUCUUCACUAGAUUUUCAGUAAAAACAAAACAGAAGCAAAAAACUUUCCUGUUUAACUUUGCCAAAUGACUGAGCCUACCUAGGCUAUGAACCCUCCACGCUGUCAAUGCUUUAACUCAUUUUUCCUGAGUUGGGGGUAGCCUCAUUUCAUGCGGGUAUCAGUUUUCAAACCUCAAAAAAGGGCUCUGGAGGUUUGGAGAAGCAUCUGAUGAUCCAGAUGCUUGUCUGAACUGCUUGAGCCUGCACAACUGGACCAGAAAGAGUCUUGUGAGACAGCAAGCUCCUCCUGGAUCUGCUUGGACCAGAGUUACCACAAGAACUUGGGGUUCUUGUGCUGGCUUUGGGGUGGCUUCUUCCAUCCAGACCCAGGGAGUGCAAAAGAGAAGAGCUCAAGUGAGCUGAACAAGACAAUUUUGGUCCUCACAUCUCAGCUUGAAGAGGUCCAGUUGGUUCCUCUCUCUUCCAGAGCCAACUGUCCUGGGUAUGAGUGUGUGUGUGUGUGUGUGUCAGGAGCAACCCAAUCCACCUGGAUUAAUUUUUCUGGUGGUUUGUUGCAUUUGAACUAAGCCAAUGGGACCUCAUGUGCAUUCCAACAACGCUCAGCAAAAAUGUCCAGGACUGGAAAAUGAGAUAAAACCUUAUAAAAGCAAACUUCAGACACUAUCUUGAGGUCAAAAUGAUGUUAGAGUUUGAGGUGCUUACUUUCCACAGUCCCUUUCAAGGGACAUGACUGCCUCAAGAGGUAUUUUAUUUUUUCCAUAGGCUUGCCUGCUUUUUUAAAUGAAUUAACCUAUCUGUGCUACUUGGUCAUUUGGUCCUGAGGUUUAUACAUUUUCAGCUGGCUUUUUGGAGUGUGCAGAACUGAAUCUCCUGGACUGAUUUCAUUUCAAUUAUUGCUCCUAGCAGAUUGGAGCUUUACUUGUAGCAGGCUCUCCAGGAAGGACUGAUAGUUUAUUUUCCUGGGGCAGAGUGAUGUGGAUGAAUGAUGUGAAUGUGUAUGUCUUGUGUCUGUGAAAAUUUAGCAGAUUUCAACCACUGGAUUUUUUUUUUUUCCUUAGGAUAUUUUACAUUUGACUCUGAAAGAACUGCUUUAGAAUUUUUAUUUUUACUAGAGGUAUUAUUAAUUCAAAUAACUUUGUCCAAAAGGCAAAAACGUUGAAUUCCUGCAGGUUAUAGGGGCUGAAGCCAAAAGGUCUUUGUAAGCCAACAUCACUUGCCCAAGAUCUGACUGUAUCAGGCAGUUUAUUCCUCAGUGUGUCAUGUUGGAGCUGCAAGAUCACACCAAGCCACUACAACCUGUCAAUAGAAUUGUGCUACACAAUUUGCUAUUGUAGCAAAGCCUUUUGUAGAUUUAUACAAUAAAACUUUGAAAUUUCUGCUU